Messenger RNA from Penicillium soppii, 2250 nucleotides. RefSeq names its product tetratricopeptide repeat protein. The transcript is spliced from 2 exons. Lineage: Eukaryota; Fungi; Ascomycota; Eurotiomycetes; Eurotiales; Aspergillaceae. The coding region runs from base 1 to 2250 and encodes 749 amino acids. Gene Ontology annotation, molecular function: protein binding. The record is from RefSeq and is a predicted model, not a curated record.
AUGCACAUGAGAGGGAAACUGGAAGACUGUCGCUCUGUGUCUCAUGACACCUUCCGGAGCGGCAUGCCAUCACCGCGGGUCGCGCAUUUCGACGGUGAAGUUCCUCCCGCACUUUCACCCCUCGACGCAUUCGCCGCCCAAGGCCGAUUCCUCGCCCGCCAACUCGAUGAGUCUCGACGCGGAGACCGCCGCAUGAGUCGGCUGCCGCCCUCGAGUGUCGCUCGAUCGCUGUCACAAGGCCGCCCAAACUUCUACCGAUCCAAGUCCUCUGCCGAUUCCGAAUCCCGCCCUCAAUUCUCCCACCAACCUACAGAGCUCACCCGCCAGCCUACACAGAAAGGGCUCCCCGAGCUCGAAGAACCCAAAUACCGCCCUGUGUCCGAACACCCUCGAUUUAGUUCCGUCUCCACGGCUAGCACCGAGGCUAGUUUCUACGAUGAUGAUGAUGAUGAUAAUACCACACCCCGGACGACCAUGGUUGGAGAUAGCCGGGAGUCGUAUGGGAUCCCCCGCUCCCAGUCUCCCGAGGAUGCGGUGUCGCUCUCUAGUGGAGCACAACCUCCUGUGGGAGUCGCGCUGACUGAGCCACGAGGUUCAUCGACCGACUCGUCGACUUCACGACUUCACAUCCCACGGACUUUGGCACCCCCUGUGUCGCCCCGUUCGCGCCCAUCCAGCAGUGCAAAGACCACAAACGCCGAGAGUUCCGACGACGACUACAGUAGCUCAAAUGGCGGUUCCACGUUCUCCAAACCCCGGAAACUGUCUUCCGGAAGCGCAGUGUCGCUGCCAUAUUCUCCCAUGUCGAACUUCCCCGCACGACCACACCCCCGAUCACCAUCUAUGAGCUCGGAGACCUCGGCCACGGGAGCGCAUCAUCUACCCCGUCCUUCAUUUAACUUCUCUCGGCCAUUGAGUCGCUCGAGCACGAGUUUAUCCGCACCUGGAGCUUCGACACCCACAGAAUCAUCCAUGACUCCUCUCUCGAACCAGAUGCAGCGCCGAAGCAAGCCGACUCCACUCAUACUUCCACUUUCAACCGAAGAAGCUGCCGCCUGUCAGCCCAAUGAAGGCGAUCCGUCCUCCGCCGUGUCGUCUUACACCUACGCCAGUUAUGCGCUUCCCCGUGGGCGCUUCUUGUCAAGAGACUCUAUUGUCUUUGCCGGCUUGCAAACGCCCCAUUUUGAGUGGGCAGAGCCACUGUUUGAAAAGACGCCUCCCCGGCAUUCAGAGGAACCGCAAAGAACGGCGCGAACACCGUCUCCUACUCCGCGUCGUGGGGUGCAACAUUCACCUAAGCCUCACUCGAUGCACGAAGUGCCAGCCUCACACCCUGCACCCACACCCCAGUCUCCUCCACCAACCCAACUUCCUCAACCCCAAACCCCCAAAUCGGAAAAAGCACUCAAACCCCCACCCAUCCCAUCCACGCCAACACCGUCAGAUCCGGCCCUACGACGCUCAGCGGAAAGUGCCCGACAAGAGAAAGACGAAACGGUCUCAUCAGCCGACUCCGCCAGCACCGUGCGACCUCAAACCGCCACCGCACCAGUAACAGCCUCCGGCCUCACAGCCGACGACCACGUUGCGAAGGGCAUUGAAUGCCACGAACGAGGAUCCCUCAGCGAAUCAACCUACCACCUGCGCGUAGCCGCAAAACAAGACCACCCAACCGGCAUGUUACUGUAUGCGCUGGCCUGCCGACACGGCUGGGGCAUGCGAUCCAAUGAGAAAGAAGGUGUCAGGUGGUUACGCAAGGCUGUGGACUCAGUCGGGUUGGAAAUGUUGGCAAAUCCUGAUGCACCUGGUGCUUCCAAGGCGAAGGAGUUGCAGAAGGCUUACAGGGCGCAGUUCGCACUCAGUAUCUACGAGCUCGGCGUGAGUUAUCUCAAUGGCUGGGGUAUCGAGCAGGAUAAAUCGCUUGCGUUGCGCUGUUUCGAGAUUGCUGGGCAGUGGGGCGAUGUUGAUGCCAUGGCUGAGGCGGGCUUCUGUUAUGCUGAGGGUGUUGGCUGUAAGAAGGAUAUGAAGAAGGCUGCUCGCUUCUAUCGACAGGCCGAGUCCAAGGGUAUGAGUAUGGUUGGGAAUAGCUGGAUCUACAAGGAUAAAUAUAUGGCUGAGGCUGAGGCUAAGGAGUCUCGCCCUCGUGGCCGAAAUGCCAGCGGAGAGAAAGAGAAGGAUAAGAAGCCCAGGAGUAAAUCUCGCACUCGGAGCAUCUUCCAACGCAAGAAAUCCAUCGUCCACGAGGCAUAG